Malassezia vespertilionis is the source of this 2928-nucleotide messenger RNA. It is a transcript of the gene DIP2, whose product is annotated as beta transducin. Gene Ontology annotation, molecular function: snoRNA binding; protein binding. The transcript has a single exon. The record is from RefSeq and is a predicted model, not a curated record. Gene Ontology annotation, biological process: maturation of SSU-rRNA. Lineage: Eukaryota; Fungi; Basidiomycota; Malasseziomycetes; Malasseziales; Malasseziaceae. The coding region runs from base 1 to 2928 and encodes 975 amino acids. Gene Ontology annotation, cellular component: Pwp2p-containing subcomplex of 90S preribosome; small-subunit processome.
AUGGUGCGUUCGUACGAGCGGCACGAGCCGACGCUGGCGUUUGGCCUAGUCAGCUCCAAUGCUGCUAACUGUGUGUUGGGUGAGGAUGGAAGGUCUGCGUAUGUUCCGGCGCUUGAGGACGUGCUUGUGUGGGAUAUGAAGCUGGGCCAGCAGCGCGGCGCGUGGCACGAAAUUGGCUCUCGCGUUGCAGUAACGGCCAUUGCUCGUGCGCCGCACCCCAAUGCGUCGCGCUUUGCGGUGGGGUACGCGGAUGGAUCGAUUCGUCUUUGGGAUGCAGAGACGGGUGCGGCGCUGCUCACGUUUAACGGGCACCAACGCGCCGUCACAGCGCUCGCAUUCGACCGAGCGGGCCUGCAAUUGGCGAGUGGAAGCUUGGAUACGUCGGUGAUUGUCUGGGAUACGGUUGCAGAAACGGGCCUGUUUCGCUUAAAGAGCCAUCAUGGCGCAAUCACCGCGCUCGCAUUCUUGAACGACACCGAGCACGUCGCGCCCGCCACGUACCUUGUUUCGACUGCAAAAGACGGGCUCAUGAAGCUCUGGGAUCUGCGCCUUCAGCACAACAUCCAGACUGUGGUGUCUGGAGAAGAGCAGCUUUUCAGCGUUGCUGUAUCGCAGGCGCACGAGCCCAUGGACGGCGUCGAAGGCGGCGCACUGGUCGUCACAGGCGGCACAAACGGAGCGCUGCGCGUGUGGGAAGCGUCGGGUGCUGCACUGCGCGAAGGGCUUCGUGUCAAGGAUGCUGUAGAUGCGCACAUGCCGCAGUUUAUCACGCCGCAUGGCACGCUUGAAAUGCCUGGGGCCCACCGAGUCCAGCAGCUGGCCUUUAGCGCCUCGACAAACGACACAUUCCUCGCCGCGUCGAGCGGCGAUAGGAGCGUGCAAGUAUUUCGUGUACGUACUCUGGACGAGGCACGCAAGAAACAGCAGCGCAGGACAAGGCGCGCCAUGGAAAAGGCAGAGCGCACCGGCGGAGCGCCUGUUGAAGUCGCCUUGACAUGGUCGCUUCGGUUCGAGCCCUACGUACUAAUUCGGCCUUCGAUCGGGCGCGUGCGAAGCUUUUCCUUCCCUACGGGCGCCGCGCCAGGGUCUGGCGAUGCAUUCGGGCCGAUGCCGCUUCUGUGUGCACUCACCACCAACAGCGCUGAAAUUCACACCGUACCGGCCAUCCCACGGACCAAGCAAGAGAAGAAACAGCUCGAGUCGCAGAUUGCGAAUGCACUAGAACUUCCAGGACACCGUGCCGAUGUCCGUGCGGUCGCGCUUUCCUACGACGAUAGUCUCUUGGCAUCCGUGUGUGGGAGCGGCCAGCUCAAGAUCUGGAACGCACGUACGGGGCGCUGUAUUCGCACCCUUCCUGUCUCUGCCUACGCAUUGAGUGUGGCGUGGCUGCCAGGCGACCGCUACGUGCUGGUGGGGUGCAAAGACGGCUCUUUGCACAGCUUUGACAUACCUGCCGGCAUGCCGGUCGAGACGAUCGAAGCGCACCAAGGGCCGAUUUGGAGCUGCAUUGUACACCCCAACGGCCAAAGUGCAGUGACAUGCAGCGCAGACAAAGACGUCAAGUUCUGGGAGUUUGAAAUGGCACAGCCAGAGGAGGCGAGUGCGCCACAGCUAUCCCUUGUGCAUGUGCGCACGCUCAAAGUCGCCGACGACGUGCUUUGCGCGCGUUUUUCUCCGGAUGGACGCUUGCUAGCCAUUUCACUCCUGGACAAUACAGUCAAGGUAUUUUAUGCAGACACGCUCAAAUUCUUCUUGAGCCUCUACGGACACAAACUCCCUGUCCUCUCGCUGGACAUUUCGGGCGAUGGAAAACUCUGUGUGACUUGCUCUGCGGACAAGAAUGUGAAAAUUUGGGGGCUCGAUUUUGGCGACUGCCACCGCAGUAUUUUCGCGCACGACGAGAGUAUUAUGGGCGUUGCAUUCGAGCAUGGCGAGCAAGGCGGUGGCUUGAUGGGCGGGCGCGAAGGCGCGAGUCAUCGAUUUUGGACAGUGGCCAAAGACGGCCUUGUAAAGUAUUGGGAUGCGGAUCGCUUUGUCGGCAUCCAGACGCUCGAGGGCCACCACGGCGAGAUUUGGGCGCUGGCGACCAGUCACAAUGGCCGAUUUCUCGCCACAGCGGGCUCCGAUCGCAGUAUCCGCGUGUGGGAAAAGACGGACGAGCCAUUGUUUUUGGAGGAAGAGCGCGAAAAAGAGCUGGAGAAGUUGUACGAAAGCGCCGCGCCGCAGUCCGACGAGCUUGCCAUUGGAGCACUCGCGGAAGGCGCAGAAGACGAGCAGCCCAAGGGUGCAGAAGCAACCGCCGUGUCCAAGGCAUCCACCGAAUCGCUCAUGGCCGGCGAGCGUUUGCUCGAGGCGCUCGCCAUCGCCGACGAGGACGUGCAAAAGCGAGCCGCGGCAACACGCGCGGGACAAGCCGAGAGUGUCGUGUCUAUCAACCCCGUCAUUCAAGCCGUGUUUGGUGAGAACAGUAUGGAAGAGGUCGAUGCGUACAAGUACGUGCUCAAGGUUGUCGAAAGGAUUCCCGCGACACACGUGGAAGAUGCACUCCUCGUACUUCCAUUCGACCGCGUCAUCACUCUGCUCACGUUCCUUGACGUGUGGGUUACCAAGGAAUGGAAUGUGUCGCUUGCCGCGCGCAUCCUCUUCUUUCUGCUGCGCACGCACCACACACAAAUUGUGUCGCACCGUGUGAUGCGCACAACAUUGAUGCGCUUGCGCACACAUUUGCGUGAUGUGCUUGCAAAACAAAAAACCAUGCUGGGAUUCAAUCUUGCAGCGAUGCGAUACCUCAAGCAGCAGCAACUCGAGCGACGCACGACCGAGCUGCUGGAGCGGCCCGAUACCAACCUGGAAGACAUAGACGAGCAGACGAUCCGUGCGCAGAUCGAGAGCAAGGCGCAGCGCAAGCGCAAGUUACAGGUCCGGUAG